This is a messenger RNA of Phyllopteryx taeniolatus (common seadragon), 4197 nucleotides long. It is a transcript of the gene rmi1, whose product is annotated as RMI1, RecQ mediated genome instability 1, homolog (S. cerevisiae). Gene Ontology annotation, molecular function: nucleotide binding. Lineage: Eukaryota; Metazoa; Chordata; Actinopteri; Syngnathiformes; Syngnathidae. The transcript has 8 exons. Gene Ontology annotation, biological process: resolution of meiotic recombination intermediates; double-strand break repair via homologous recombination. Bases 959 to 2839 code for a protein of 626 amino acids. The record is from RefSeq and is a predicted model, not a curated record. Gene Ontology annotation, cellular component: nuclear body; RecQ family helicase-topoisomerase III complex.
CGUGUUGAAGCGUCUGUUUUAUGCUCGUUGUUUAUGUUAAUUUGUUUGUUGUCAACGUGGCGUUAAUUAUAUUGAAUGUAGAGUGAGUGAAUGAAUGUUUCCAGACCUUCUCUUGGCUUUGGAAAUACAGGCAGCAAAUAUUGGGCUACAGAUGAACUUAAAUAAAAAUCAAGUGUAUGAGCUACACAACAUCUGCUUUACUAAUAUGCACCACGAAUGACAACAAACUCCAACACCUCCAAGACUUGAAAUAGUCGGGUGCUUGGGCAUACAUGUCAGAAAGGGACACGUCUGGAAAGCUACCAUUAAACUACAGAAGCUCUGGAAAGCUGAAUAACGUAGACAAAUGAAGACUAACAUCUUUCAAACAUUGUUUGAGCCAGUACUUCGCUAUGAUCCAGAAACAUGGACCUUGAAAAAACAAAGAAGUCUGGAUGGGUGUUACAGCAGAUUAUACAGAGCUGCCCUGGAUAUUAGCCGGAGAGACAAAGUACUUAAACAAUGAACUUUACAGAGAUAUUUCCAAAGUCACUUCAAAAGUGAGAGACCGCUGGCCACUUUCAUCGCCCCCAAGAAGAAGCAGCAAACACAUUUCUACUCUGGACACCCUAGCAUGGACCAUCGGGUAUCCGGCACAAAACAUAUGUGCAGGUUCUCCUGAUGUCUUGAAAGUACUACAGAAGUUGGAUUUUCGAAUGGACAUUGUUUAUGUCACAUCCACCUGUCAAUUUUCCAUACGACCGCGCGGGGAGCUGGAUCCUGCCCCAGUAACAUUUGACAGUUGGCCGAGAGGCGUGGCACACACUGAACUGUUCGCCAGUCAACCUGAGGGCACAUUUGGACAAACAACUAUCCAUGCUCAUAUUUACAUCAAUGAGACACUUUAUAGAGUGUUCAGUAUAUAAGACAUUCAUUCUAACCAAGAGUGUGGUAGGUCAGUGAAGAUAGAAGACAGAGGAUGGCUCCUCAGGCUGUGGUCCCGGUGACCCAAGCCUGGCUGCAGUCCACCUGGCAUGUCCGGGUGCCUUUCGCUUGGCUGGAGGCCUGUGUGGCGUGGCUUCAGGAAGAGGCAGGAGGUGCAGACAGACUGUCGCAGCAGCAAAUUAACCAACAGGCGCUUGACCAGUGGCUCUUGACUGACUUGAAGAACUUGGACUACCCGGUUCUCCCUGAAGGACUUGCUCAAGCCCACAAGACUCAGCUCAGCGGUACAUUCUGUGUACAGGUUGACUCAUUACUGGACAUCAGUCAGCCCGCGUACGGUCAGCUGCAGCAACGGAGGGGCACCGACUGCGCCAAUGACGACGUUUCGGCCGUCACACAGAGCAAUCAGAGGUCGUGGGAGGCCAGACCCACACGUAUGCUCCUGCUGCAGGUGACUGAUGGAGUCCAGAGCCUGGAGGCAAUGGAGUAUCAGCCGAUACCUGCGCUGAGCACUGCUCUUAGACCUGGUGUGAAGCUGCAGCUGCAAGGGCAGAUGAUCUGCAAACUCGGGAUGCUUCUUUUGGGGCCAGGCAAUGUGAAGGUCCUGGGCGGGGAAGUGGAAGACCUGGCCGAGAACAACAACCAGGGAAGGAUUCUAUGUCGGGUCCUGGGACUUCCCGAAGAGCAGCAGCAGCAGGAGGAGGAAGUCAGGGGAGAAGCUCCACCAACACACCAAGGUAUAGAAGCUCCAUGGCAACUUGUUUCAACUCGAUUAAGUGCUACCAAAGUCAUUCACACUACCAAAACUGCUCAAGAUGAUGCCACAAACCAGGGAGGGCAGGACAUAGAGCUAGAUGAUCUAGAACUACUGGCUGGUCUGGAGGGCCAGGAGGAACUGCAGCAGCAGCAGGAGCAGGAGGAGGUGGAGGUGGUGGAGAGGCUUCCGGUUAGGCCUGUUCAAGACAGCGGCUACAGGACGCUCAGCCAGUUUUCCACUCAGUUCUCCCGAACCUCAAACGUCAGGAGCCUGAGUGCCUCAUCCAGCAGAAGUGAAGCCUCUAUGCCCUCCAACGUGAGCGGAUUCAAUGCAUUCCCAAACGGUCGCCGCAAUAACGAGCAAGAGCAGUCCGAUGUCGUCGAACCUUCGCCUUCCCGGCAAGGCCCGGCGUGGCAUGGUGACGACAAUGACGACUUUCCGGAUGAGGAUUUUGUGGACCUCGUGUUGGACAAUAUGGAGGAAGGCCCGCAAUACUCCUUUCGCUCAGCUCCUCCGCAUGAACCUUCCGUGGACCAGGACGGAGGUGACGUCAUGGAGGACAUGGACUUUUCAGCCGCGGGCAUUGAAUCCUAUGGGGGGAGAGCACAAGAUUCAGAGUCCGGCCAGUUACAUGGGAAUGAAAUAGUUGGGAAAGAAAGUGUACUUCAUAUGGCGAGUCACGCCUCAAUGACUGCAGGAGCAAAAACGGACCCACCGGGUGACAUCACCCUAACCUCACCCCCGUUUACGUACUUGUGCCUGUUGGACGAGAUCUCCACACCCACUAGCAUAACAAUCAAAGCCUUCAUCGUCACACUCUUGGGAAAACUAAAUGCUAGCGACGGCCUGUGGCGAAUCCGCGCCACACUGUCGGACGGGAGCGGCUACCUGGACGCCGAGCUGUCCGACCGGGUCCUGACGGGCCUGCUGGGCUUCACGGUGGCCGAGAAGGGAGCGAUGAGGCGUGACCCGGCCCGCAGGUCCCAGCUGGAUGCCGGCAUGAGGCGUUGUCAGGAGGAACUGGUGGACAUGUGCUGCCUCAUAACUGUGGAGGUGGGCGGCGGGGGCGGGGGCGGGGGAGCGGUGGUGACCCAGGCCGAGCCUGUCACCGAGGGGGUCUGCCGCGAGCUGGAGCAGAGAGUGCGAGACAGGAAAUGAGAAUGGGAGCAGGGUGGUAAUGAGAACAUAGACAUUUAACAUGAGCACAGUUCUUUUAAUGAGACCUAGGUGCUUUUUUUUUUUUUUUUUUUUUCCUUUUGCGGAAAUGACUACGAUCAAGCUGCCCUUCUGCUUCCGAUCUGGAGGAGACAACGUGUGAAUCCAUGUCGCAAUGCAUCCCAUCUGCUGCACGCGAAUAUAACAUGCUGCCAUUAGAGAGGGAUUUCAUUCAUUUAUUCACACAACUAUUUCCUUGCAUGCAAUGUCCUUCAUUAUGCCGUGCGCAUUAAAACGUCAAAUGCCUACUAAAUGCUGAAUUGUAGGGCGUAUUUUGAACUGUAACGAGAAGAGUGCGGCAGAGGACCUGAGUUUAUAUUCAAAUUGCUGUAAUGAAUUGCCGCCUUUGCAUUCAUUCAUUACAUCCAUUACGUCUCGCUGGGGAAAUAAUUGAAUAUCCAAGGGCAACGCAGGUCUUCAAUAAAGUCGCCCCCGGGGGAGCAAAUAUGAGGAAAGGAAAAUGAGGAAGUGGUCAUGAUUUUGUAUUAUUUCUCAUCAUUACCGAGGUCCUCUGUGUUUUUGUCCUAAUGAGUUCGUAUGCGUGACACAAACUGUUGUUGACGCUUUGUUAAUUUUAACUGUAUACAAUUGUUUGAAAGGUGGUUGGUGUUCUGUAAAUGGAACUUUUUUUUUCUAAUAAACUUCCAUUAAGUCCUCGAGAUAAGUGAAACGUUUUAAGGUUUGAUUAAAUGCUGCCUUUUGGGAACUGCACCACAGAAAGUAAACGAUAGAAAUGAAAGCAGGAGGCAGAAACACACAAUCAUUUGUUUCUUAUCAGCCAUUGCACAGGAGCUUGUGGCUGCUUUUCCACAAACUGAUCAUGCCACGAUAUAAUGAAUUCAAAUUAAGCUUUGGUCGAUGAUGCAAUGGUCCACUGAGUUUUUAUCGGAAUGGAUAGUGGAUGAAAUGUAUUUGGUGGAACAAUUGACAAUAGUUGACGGUACAAUACACUCACUGGACAUUUCAUUUGGUACGCAUGCACAAUCCAAUGAAAGCCAUCCAAUACAUGAGAUGUAAUGAAAAUUACAACCCGUUAACUAGCCGCAUGACCAAUCAGUAGAGCACAUUAAGAACGCAAAUAAUUACUUUUUAAAUGCUGAUGAUUUAACAUUUAGAACACUUUUUGUUGUUGUUGAACUCAAUGGUGUGGUGUGGUGUUGUGCCCCACACAAAUAAGACAAAGAAUGUAAAAAUAGUGCUAAAAUAUUCCAUAUUUUCUUCAAUACUACCAUGCAUGGGAAAAAAAAACAAUGGAAUACAGUAUACAAAAUACAGUAAAUUCAGUGUCGCCAAACCUUUGA